GAGAGGGUCAUGUUAAUGAAAAUUAAAUGGUAUUGGUCCUGUUGGGGAACAAGAACAACAUUGUCUUUCUCUUCCCUUUCUCCUCUCAUUGAAGUUCCUUCUUCCACUUCUCUUCCCCUUCAGAAAAAAAACCAACACACUUCAAAUCCGUUCUUAGAGCUCACAAUUUCUCACUGAAAAACAAGAAUCACCAUUACCCUUCAUUACCCUUCUGUUCCAAAACUUCAGAUCUCAAACCUAUAGUUCCUCUUAUAUAUUAUCUCUAUGCAAAAUGAAUAUGUCAGAUAUAAUAUCUUGUUUCAACGAGAACGCAGUGAAUGUGUCACACUCUUCAUGUUCUAGCUACUCAAACAACGCUUGCAUAUCUCCAACUAGUGUCACACCUUCAUCUCAAAAUUCAGUGUCUUCUGUCUACAAAACCACCCUCUCAAACCAAAAGCAGCUUCUGAUCACAGUCACGUGGUGCAAGAGCCACUCCAACCAAGGACUCACCAUAACCUUCGGCGAAGAGAACAACAACCCUUUGGCACCAUCUUUCAGACUCAACACCAAUUCACGCUUUUUCAGGAAAAAGAAAGGAAGCAAAGUGUUGGAAUCCGAAGACUCAAAAGUUGAAGUCUUCUGGGAUCUUUCAAAGGCCAAGUAUGGCACUGGCCCUGAACCUGUUGAAGGGUUUUACGUGGCGAUUCUCGUUGAUGCAGAAAUAGGCCUUGCUCUUGGUGAAGAUGUGACCAAGAAGUUCAAAACAAAGACCCUUUUGGGAAAUGUUUCGCUGUUAUCACGGCGUGAGCAUUGCUCCGGUAACGCGGUCUACGCCACCAAGGCUCAGUUUUGUGACACUGGAACUCGGCAUGACAUUUUGAUCAGAUGCAGUGGCGAGAAUGAAGGACUCAAGGCUCCUGCUUUGUCUGUUUGCAUCGAUAAGAAGACGGUGAUUCGUGUGAAGAGGCUGCAGUGGAAUUUCAGGGGAAACCACACGAUUUUCGUCGAUGGGUUGCUUGUGGAUUUGCUUUGGGAUGUUCAUAACUGGUUUUUCAAUCCUGCUUCUGGGUAUGCUGUGUUCAUGUUCAGGACCAGGAGUGGCUUGGAUAGCAGAUUGUGGUUAGAGGAGAAGAUUGCACAGAAAGAUAAAGAUAGAGUUGAAUUCUCCUUGUUGAUCUAUGCCUGUAAGAACACAUGAGGGGACCCAUUCUUCGUAUCAGAUCAGAGAAAACCGUUGCGGUUAAUGUGUUGCACGUUGCUCAGCACACGCUCCUCACACACUAGCAAAGCUUAUAAAAUCAAAUCAAAUCAGAGCACAAUUUGACAAUAUUUUUCUGGAAAACAUUUAUAUAUUUGUAUUACUAAUACCGAAUGACAUUUGACAUUUUAGUGCUGGUUCAGUAAUGUUCUCUGCAUUGCCCAACACCCAUUCACCCGAUAUUGGCACAACUUGUAAUAUUAAAUCAGAACAAUUUGUUUUUUGGAAAUUAUGUACUGGCUU
Messenger RNA from Glycine soja, 1483 nucleotides. RefSeq lists its product as uncharacterized. NCBI's taxonomy places the organism in Eukaryota, Viridiplantae, Streptophyta, Magnoliopsida, Fabales, Fabaceae. The record is from RefSeq and is a predicted model, not a curated record. Bases 272 to 1180 code for a protein of 302 amino acids. The transcript is spliced from 2 exons.